Symphalangus syndactylus (siamang) is the source of this 4142-nucleotide messenger RNA. It is a transcript of the gene EID3, whose product is annotated as EP300 interacting inhibitor of differentiation 3. The record is from RefSeq and is a predicted model, not a curated record. Gene Ontology annotation, cellular component: Smc5-Smc6 complex; nucleus. NCBI's taxonomy places the organism in Eukaryota, Metazoa, Chordata, Mammalia, Primates, Hylobatidae. Gene Ontology annotation, biological process: DNA repair.
UGCAGUUUUUACAUAGAUGCACUUAUGGAUCUACAUGGAUGCGAUCUCGGCUCACUGCAAGCUCUGCCUCCCGGGUUCAGGCCAUUCUCCUGCCUCAGCCUCCAGAGUAGCUGGGACUACAGGUGCCUGCAACCACGCCUGGCAAAUUUUUUUGUAUUUUUAGUAGAGACGGGGUUUCACCAUGUGAGCCAGGACAGUCUCGAACUCCUGACCUCGUGAUCCACCCGCCUCGGCCUCCCAAAGUGCUGGGAUUACAGGCGUGAGCCACCGUGCCCGGCUGCUUUUGUUGAAUUUAAAGUGGAUGUGAGACGCUCCUAAGAAUAUCGUUCACUGUAAAAGCAGACUUUUUUGGAUUUGAGUCUUGGAAUUCUUAACUGUAUUUUCACCUAAGAUUUAAAACAAGUUUAAAUACUAGUUUGUAAUUGGCAAGACUUGGGAAAGAUACGAUCCUUUAAUGAUCCUGGGUCUCAACUUACCUUUCUUUCAUUUUUCCUUUAUUUCAGAAGAGGGAUAAGAACUUUUUCUGAAGAGCAGUCAACUUUUCCUUUCAGUGUAUAGGAUUACUUCCACGAAUCUGUGAACUUAAUCUUUGCUGCCAAAUAACUUGCAGUAGAUGCUAGGAUAGUUUUAAAUCUAUUUUAACUUAUACAUUCAGUACAUAAGUGCAUCCAUGUAAAAACAGCUAUGUUUGGAAGAUCUAAAACCCAGCUUUUGUUUUUGAGAAGCCAACAAUCUAAAGGGUAGGAUCACAUAUAUGUACAACUAACCGUAAUGCAUGGUGUUUUGAAAAAUGCACGUAUCUCCCUGAAUUACCACUAGUUAAUAAAAUAAUUGGGAGCAAAUGGUAAUAUAAGGAUUUUGGAGUAACUUAAUACCACUAGAUUUUGCUGUUUAUACAUUUACAAAAAACUUUCUGCUAAUGCUAAAGAAAUACGAACAAGUCUAUAUGCAUAAAGGAAGGUAGGGCUAAUUUACUUCCUGGUGCUAUGAAACUGGCAAUUGGACACGUGCAAUUGUGGGUGUCUUUUUUUUUUUUUAAGGUGUACCUGUUGCAGGUUUGAAAAGCUGUUGAUGCUCAUGGGUUGUUUGUGUGCAUGUUCUCUUUAAAAACCAGAUGUGUAUUCAUUCCCUUUUUUUUUUUUUUUUUUUUGAGACGGAGUCUUGCUCUGUAGCCCAGGCUGGAGUGCAGUGGCGCGAUCUCAACUCACUGCAAGCUCCGCCUCCAGGGUUCACGCCAUUCUCCUGCCUCAGCCCCCCGAGUAGCUGGGACCACAGGCGCCCGCCACCGCGCCUGGCUAAUUUUUUGUAUUUUUAGUAGAGACAGGGUUUCACCGUGUUAGCCAAGAUGGUCUCGAUCUCCUGACCUCGUGAUCCGCCCGCCUCGGCCUCCCAAAGUGCUGGGAUACAGGCGUGAGCCACCGCGCCUGGCCAUUCCCAUUGUUAAGUAUACUUUGCUAUUUGCUGCUGGUGAGACAGAUGACGAGUCACGUCUUUAACUGCACUUGAGUUUCCAAUGACCCCAUUAAAUCCAAUGGGUAAAUUUUCCAAUGAAGAUUACUCACCCAAUUUACAGAUUAAGCUUUCAUAUCCUUAGAUUGUAUCUGAAAUCUUCAUAGCUUUGCCCACCUUUUAGGAUUCAGAGUUACUACCCAUUCAGUGUCGAUGGCCUUUAGCUGUUGGCAAGCUUCCAAGUAAAUAGCUCUUUUGCAGAGAUCUCUACCCAUUCUAUUCUUCCACUCCUGGAUGGUGGAGAACCAAAGUUCACUUGAGUAAUGCGCAUGCCCAGCACCCAAUUUCCUGCAGGGGUUAGCACGGAUAUUGGAGGCUCCCCCGACCCCACAGAUAUUCGGGAUGGGGUAUUGGAGGGGGCUUGGUUUUUUUUUUUUUUUUUUUUGAGACGGAGUCUCGCUCUGUCGCCCAGGCUGGAGUGCAGUGGCGCGAUCUCGGCUCACUGCAAGCUCCGCCUCCCGGGUUCACGCCAUUCUCCUGCCUCAGCCUCUCCGAGUAGCUGGGACUACAGGCGCCCGCCACCACGCCCGGCUAAUUUUUUUGUAUUUUUAGUAGAGACGGGGUUUCACCGUGGUCUCGAUCUCCUGACCUCGUGAUCCGCCCGCCUCGGCCUCCCAAAGUGCUGGGAUUACAAGCGUGAGCCACCGCGCCCGGCCCGGGGGCUUGGUUUUUAAGAGGACAUGUGAAAGUAAUUAACCCGAUUUACAUUUGUAUAAUGAGUCCAAACACCACCUUGCAAAAGAAUUGAGAAUUCAGCCUGCUUAAUGGAGUUUCUGCUUUUCACGGUCCUUGGCCUUACCGACGGUUUACAGUCCAGCCAGAUUUAGUUAACAAACAAAACCAGGUCGACCUCACUGCAUGAUGGCAGCGAGCGUUUUAAAGCGCAGGAUCCUUAGUCUCCUCAAUAGUUUUGUCUAAAGUUGUCCAAGUAUUUUUUUUUAAAGUGAGGUGAUCCAGUCUGUAAAUGCUUUGAAAAAGAAUAGCUGUCCCCUGAGCGGGCAUUAGUCGCGUGUGAGGUCAGGGCCCAUUAUUGCGCGUGUUCGGAGCGCCGCGCUGGUCUAUGAGCGAGCGCCUCGGGUUGUGGCUGGGUCGGGCCGGGGCGGGGCUGUCUUCGCGCGGAACGUGCUGGGGGCGGGUCGCGCCGGGCCGGGCCGCUAGUGCGCAUGGGCGGGCGUCCUCGGCUCUAACUGCCGCCAGUUUCCACACGCUGGGAGGGGCCGUUACCUCAGAGAUACCCGUGGCCGGCAUGUCGGUUGAAAAAGCUUCCCGGAAGGGAGACGAAGAGAAAGGAGAGGAGCAGCUCGUGAUCAUCCCCGGUAGCGAGUACGCGGCGAAGCAGGCGGCGGCGGAGGGAGCGCCGAUGAAGAUGGAUGUGACAGUGAGGGCCGCGGGCUGCUCUGACGACCUCAGCUCUGGGGAGGCCGACAUAGACCCAAAGCUCCUGGAGCUCACCGCUGACGAGGAGAAGUGCCGCAGCAUCCGCAGGCGGUACCGGCAGCUCAUGUACUGCGUGCGGCAGAACCGGGAGGACAUCGUGAACUCGGCGAACAACUCCUUAACCGAGGCUCUGGAGGAAGCCAACGUCCUGUUUGAUGGCGUGAGCCGAACCAGAGAAGCAGCCCUCGACGCCCAGUUUCUUGUUAUGGCUUCUGAUUUGGGUAAAGAAAAGGCAAAGCAGUUAAACUCAGAUAUGAACUUCUUUAAUCAGUUAGCAUUUUGUGACUUUCUGUUUCUGUUCGUGGGUCUGAAUUGGAUGGAAGGCGAUCCUGACAAGUUGAGUGAUUGUGAUGAUAGCAUAGCUCUUUCCUUCUGGAAGGCAAUAGAAAAGGAAGCAACAUCCUGGAUGGUAAAAGCUGAGACAUUCCAUUUUGUUUUUUGUUCAUUCAAGCUAGAACCUUCUGCACCAAAGCCCCGACUUGAACACCAGAGAAAAGUUCGCAAGAUAGAAGAAAAUGGGAACAUGCCUACGAAGUUGCGGCAGUUGGACCUGAGUAGUUAUCCAGAAGCGACAGAAAAAAACGUAGAAAGGAUUUUGGGAUUGUUGCAAACCUACUUUCGAAAGUAUCCUGAUACUCCUGUGUCCUAUUUUGAGUUUGUGAUUGAUCCAAACUCUUUUUCUCGUACUGUGGAGAAUAUAUUUUAUGUUUCUUUUAUUGUAAGAGAUGGUUUUGCAAGAAUAAGGCUUGAUGAAGACAGGCUGCCAAUAUUAGAGCCGAUGAAUGUUAACCAAAUGGGUGAGGGAAAUGAUUCCAGUUGCCAUGGCAGGAAACAGGGAGUUAUAUCUUUGACUUUACAGGAGUGGAAAAACAUUGUGGCAGCUUUUGAAAUUUCUGAGGCUGUGAUUACAUAUUCCUCAUAGUAAAGAUUUCUUAGUAUAGGAUCCUUUUUGUGUUUUUUUCUGAAGUUAUCUCAGAUGUAGAGCAAAAUGUAAACUGAAGCACAUGUUGUAUCUCUUGUAAAGGGAAAAAGUAUUUUCAAGAACAUCCGACAUUGUUUUACUGUGCAGCGUAUUUUUCUUAGUAAUUUAUAAGGUCAUGAUCUUCUGUUAUUAAAACAUUCACUGGCAUAUUUAUGGGAGCGUUUUAUUGAAUGCCCUUUAAGACUAUUAAUAAAAACAAGUUUUGGAUACCAAA